This is a messenger RNA of Protopterus annectens (West African lungfish), 2086 nucleotides long. Its product is annotated as signal-regulatory protein beta-1-like. Bases 123 to 725 code for a protein of 200 amino acids. The transcript has 4 exons. The record is from RefSeq and is a predicted model, not a curated record. Lineage: Eukaryota; Metazoa; Chordata; Ceratodontiformes; Protopteridae. Gene Ontology annotation, cellular component: plasma membrane.
CUUCCCCUCCAUCAAUUUCUGGAUCAAAACAGCAAGUUAGGCUUAACUCAUAUGUGACAUUAAGCUGUCUGUCAGCAGGAUUUCACCCUAAAGAGAUCGGCAUUACUUGGUGGCAGAAUGAGAUGAAGUUUCAGAACGACAAAAUAACAGUCUCUUCAUAUGAUGGAGGCAAGACAUAUGAAGUACAAAGUAACAUCACAGUUCAAGCAAAAAUCAACUCAUCAGUUACAUGCAGAAUUAAUCAUACAGAAUUACAACAACCUAUAACUUCAACCUUCCAAAUAACUGAUAUUGUGAAUUUGAUGCCAUCUACUCCAGAAAUUUCAUAUCACAAAAAAGAAAAUGGAAACGCCACCCUAACUUGUACUUCUUCUGGCUUCUAUCCUGGGAAUGCUAGUGUUGUGUGGAUCAUAUAUGGCAAUCAGAUCAAGGAAUUACAGACAGACAUUAUUUCUAAGACAGAAGAUGGAACCUACAAUGUAACCAGCACCAUUAAUGUUAAAGUCAAGGACUAUAUUUCUGGUGUGAUCUGUGAAAUUGCACACUUGACAGAGACGCUACAAUCACCAGAGUUCUACCUGAAGCAAGGUAUGUCAGAUUCAUGUGGGCCAGCAAUAACUAUCACUGGAGCUCUGCGCUGCAUCAUUGGUGCUGUCCAUCUAGGAGUUAUGAUAUUUCUAUGUUAUCAUGAAAUGGAAAACAAAAGAAAAGGUCAGAAAAAGUAAACUGCAAGAGAUGUGAAAAGUGACCAGUGGGGAAGGAGAAAGUAUGAAUUCAAGAUGAAAGAGGCACAAUGAAACUGGCAUUUGGCUGUAUUCCUUAACUUCUUUGCAUACAUGCUAUUUAAGUAAAAAAAAAGGAUAUCAAAAGUAGUUAAUUUGUUCAACUGAAAAGUGAUAUUGACAACUAAUCAUAAAAUUAAAUUAAACACAUUUAUGCUAAUGAUUUUUUAGUGUUUCAAUGCCUAACCAAAUGUCUCUCUGUUUAUAAAUAUGACAAGGAGGAUUAGACAUCUAUCCAUUUGUGCUGUGACAAUAUUUUGUAUAAGAAAAAAGUAGUGUUGAUACCUAUAGUCACACUGUAUUUAUUUCAUAUUCAGAGAGAUGAAGCCCUAGUUGUGACUCAAAUGAUCUUGGAAUGAUUAGUGACCCAAAUAUUAGAGGAACUUGCCUUGCACAUUGCAGAAGAGGGUCCUAGUGCCAGUUGAAUGACCUGGCUAACAAAUGUAUAGCUUAAAACUAAAACUAAAUUAAAAUUGUUGAAUCAAUCCAUGUAGUUUACAUAAUUUGAUGUAUAAAAAUACGUGCUAGUUCCAUAUUUGUAAAGCUACAAUUUCCAGACAAGAAGCAGCAUACAGCGGCAGCAAGGUAUCUUGGCUAAAAGGCUGUGCAUGAACACCUCUCAAGUGUACCUCAUAGCAAGGAACAUUCCUCAUUUUACAUUUUAAAAAGAACAUGUGCCUCAUUGAUGCACACUGAAAGCAUCUGUCAUACAUUCAGUGUCUUGAUUUUUUAACUUACAUCCAUGGUAAGUACUGAAUCAUAUUAUUUUAUUAAAUUAAAAAGUAGAAAAUAAUAGAUUUUAACCAUCCUGUGAGCUUCCUAACUGAAGUUGUUAGGAAACUGUUAGCAAGUGAACCACAUUUUGACUAUUUGUCCCACAUUAUAAGAGGUUGUGUUCUUCAGUUUGGAGAUGGAAGGUUAAGAGCUGUGAUUGCAUAUCUACAUCCAGCAUUAUUUUACAGUUUUGAAUUACAUCUACUUUGAGUUUCAGGAUUCAGCCUUCAGUAUUUUGGUUCAGCCUUAUGAUAGGAAUUCUGCUAAGGCUAUUUCCAUAGUUUCAUUAAAGAUGCUUGUUAUAUUUUAAGAUAAGUUGUAUCCUAGUGAAUUUGAUGAGGGAUAUUAAGAAUUGUAUGAAUAAUAUUUGGAAUGUUGUCAGAACAUAAACAUGACAUGAUGAUGUUAUAUUUAGCUACUAAAUAAUGUCUUCCCAGCUGUAAUUGCUACCAGUGUUCCUAUUAUGUGUUGAGCAUUAUGCUGCUCUGAUUAAAAAAGUUGUUGCUUUAGCAAUAAAACUAUCAAACUAC